GCUACACCGCUAUUUAUAGUAUUUCUUUAUGAUUGCAGCCAUGCUGGAGCACCGCCUUUACUGAAGCAAAUCGACCCCAGGACUUAUUCUUUACUUUAAGUAAAGAUGUUGGACUCCAAUGGAUCAAAGCAACAAGAUUGUCAACAUUUCUGCGAAGCCUUUCAUAUGCUGAAUAUCGAAUUGCUAAACUUCUGUCACAAGCACAGAUCGUUGAGCUAAAGCACCCUAAGCAUGGCCUAAUGUUGGAUUUUCGAGAGCUUGAGUAUCAGACAGCAAAACAGGAGGAUAGUUAUGAGGUCGAGAAAAAAACAUCUUUAGAAUAUCUAAUGGAGGCUCUGCACAUUUCAAAAGGUAAAACCAAACUAGGAGAUUUGGAAGACUGGUACAGAAUACAGAAAUCUAUGAUAUCAGAUGAAGUGUCAUCUGAUUCCAUGCUUGUCAUAUCAAGAGAAAUUUUCUCUGAAUCCCUCACGAGUAAAUAUAGUGAGAAGGAAGUUUCUAAAGAUGAAGAAGAUCAAGAAAAGGGAGAUCAAGAGGAUGAAGUAAAGGAAUCUGCUGCAGAUGUCUCAGUUAAAUGUGUGGUUUUCAAAGACGUGUCUCCGAUAAUCUACUUGGAACCUAUUGAAGAUUUAGUCGAGACGCCAUGCGACGAAUCUGAAGUGAGUUAUUUGGAUUCGAUUCAGAAUUUAGACCAACUUGCUGCGUUGGUGACGGUGGCAACUUUUAAAAGUGCUUUGGCUAUGUUAGGCAGUAGUUCAGAAGAGAGGAUUAUGUCUGAUUUAGCUUCAGAACCGUGUUUGUCGAAACUGAACACCUUCCAUUUCAGUAUUACAGCCGAUAAGCUGAAUAAAAAAAGGACGUUUGAUGUGCUGGAAGAUGACGAGGAAGCGGAAAACAAAACUGGGAGCAAAGAUGCAAACCAGGAAGAGACCACACUACCUAGCAACCUUGAAGAAGAUAUAACACCAUCAGAGAAUUUAGAAGAUGUAACACCAUCAACCAAUCUGCAACAAGAUGUAACACCAUCAAACAAUGUUGAAACACCAUCAAACAAUUUGGAACAAGAUGUAACACCAUCAAACAAUCUGGAACAAGAUGUAACACCAUCAAACAAUCUGGAACAAGAUGUAACACCAUCAAACAAUCUGGAGCAAGAUGUAACACCACCAAACAAUCUGGAACAAGAUGUAACACCACCAAACAAUGUUGAAACACCAUCAAGCAACCUGGAAGAUGUAACACCAUCAAACAAUCUGGAACAAGAUGUAACCCCAUUGAACAAUGUUGAAACACCAUCAAACAAUCUGGAGCAAGAUGUAACACCAUCAAAGAAUAUGGAAGAAAAUCCAAUACCAUUAAACCAUGUUCAAGAAAAUGUGUUACCACAACUUGAUGAAACUGAUGGAACUUCAUCAUAUAGUCUUGGAAAAGCUAAAACAGAACCAAAUAUUCAUAUGAAGCAUCCAGUUAAGAGAAGUAGUCUCCCUAUUGAUGCGACAUCAUCAGAAAUUCUUGGAAAUAUUUACUCUCAAAGUGAUCUUGAAGAAGAGCCAUCAUGGGAAGACAUUAUUCCUGAAGAGAACGAAUCCGAUGCGAUGAAUGCGGAACCGUUGGGUACCUACACAAUGGAAACCCAUGAAGAUUUCAGUAACUUCUACAACUUUUUGAAAGGAACUACGGGUGAGAAAUACUGGAACCUUUGGGUCAAUGUUGAUAGAAUAAAAUUGAUGAAAACUGACAUUCAAAAGCAAAUGUAA
Molecule: messenger RNA, 1757 nt
Organism: Octopus bimaculoides (California two-spot octopus)
Lineage: Eukaryota; Metazoa; Mollusca; Cephalopoda; Octopoda; Octopodidae
Biological process (GO): regulation of signal transduction
Cellular component (GO): nucleus; cytoplasm
Molecular function (GO): G-protein alpha-subunit binding
Source: RefSeq, a predicted model, not a curated record